AUGUCCAAAGUUAUACCACCACCUGUACCAGCAAUAAAACCAAAAUUGGAAAGUUUUAAUUCAUUUUAUACAACAUUACCAGAUGGUACAAGACAAAAACCUAUACCUUUUCCUCGUACCUCAUUUUAUGAACCAUUAAAUAAUAAAAAAAUAUUGAAAAAAUUUGAAGAUAUAACAGAAAUGGAAUAUACAAGGGGAACAAAAGAUUAUUCAAAUAAUGUUUUUGAUAAAAAAGAUAAUUUAAUACAAAUUUGUGAAAAAAACUUUAAUUCUGAUCAUUUAAAAAGAUGUUCAAUAUCAUCUACCCCAACAACACCAAAUUUACAUAGUCCAACGGCUUUUGUUUUAGAUCCAGCAAAUUUAAUUUAUGUUGUACCAAAUCCAGUAAAUUCAAAGUUAGCUGAUGUGCUGAAACCAAUGACAAAAAAUUAUAAAGCAAUUGCAAACAAAGAGAAGCAUUUUAAUGGAAAUUUAAUUUAA
Molecule: messenger RNA, 480 nt
Organism: Strongyloides ratti
Lineage: Eukaryota; Metazoa; Nematoda; Chromadorea; Rhabditida; Strongyloididae
Exons: 6
Coding region: 1-480 (159 amino acids)
Source: RefSeq, a predicted model, not a curated record